Molecule: messenger RNA, 1788 nt
Organism: Gadus morhua (Atlantic cod)
Lineage: Eukaryota; Metazoa; Chordata; Actinopteri; Gadiformes; Gadidae
Gene: yju2b
Product: YJU2 splicing factor homolog B
Exons: 10
Coding region: 144-1364 (406 amino acids)
Biological process (GO): mRNA splicing, via spliceosome
Cellular component (GO): post-mRNA release spliceosomal complex; U2-type spliceosomal complex
Source: RefSeq, a predicted model, not a curated record
CAUCCGUUCCCUAGAACGGACGUGACGUUCCAUUUUCACCCAUCAGGCAAUGCGCACGCAGCACCGAUAUCAUCUCCGAGAAGCAAGAAGACAUACUUGAGAAGCAGAACAAUUGAUAUCUAGAGUGGUCGACCAGACCAACUAUGGGUGAACGUAAAGGAACAAAUAAGUACUAUCCGCCAGACUUUGAUCCGGUUAAGCAUGGCUCCCUCAAUGGCUACCAUGGCACACAUGCCCUUAGGGAGCGCGCCCGCAAGCUGUCCCAAGGAAUCCUCAUCAUCAGGUUUGAGAUGCCCUACAACAUCUGGUGCGAUGGCUGUAAGAAUCACAUCGGCAUGGGUGUGCGCUAUAACGCAGAGAAGAAGAAAGUGGGGAACUACUACACCACACCCAUCUACAGGUUCAAGAUGAAGUGCCACCUGUGUGUCAACUACAUCGAGAUGCAGACGGACCCGGCCACCUGCGACUACGUCAUCGUGUGUGGUGCGGCCCGGAAGGAGGAGCGCUGGGACAUGGCGGACAACGAACAGAUCCUCACCACAGAGCGGGCGGAGAAGGAGAAGCUAGAGACGGACCCCAUGUACAAGCUGGACCACGGGGGCAAGGACCAGGAGAAGCUGAGGAAGGCCCUCCCCUCGCUGGCUGAGAUCCAGGACCAGCAGGAGAGCUGGAAGGACGACUUCCAGCUCAACAGCACCCUCCGCAGGAGCUUCAGGACGGAGAAGAAGGUGCGGGCCGACCAGGAGGAGAAGGACAACGCGGUGAGGAAGAGGACCAACCUCUCCAUCCCUCUGCUGGCCGAGAAGGAGGAGGACAAGAAGCUGGCCUCGCUGCUCACCUACCAGGCCCCCGACUCGUACGACGCCCGGCAGCACAGCAAGAGGAAGGAGAUCACCACGCGCUCCUGGUUCAGCCCCCCUGGGGCCUCGUCCGGUAGCAGGGGCCCGGGGGCGUUUCUCCACAAGCUGAGCCUGCAGGGGAAGGGGGCAGCCGUGGCCAAAGCCCUCGGCCCCUCCCCCGCCAUCUCCCCCGGCGCCGGACCCCUCAUACGCCGCCGCACCGCCGGCCCAAGUAGCUUGACCCCACCCUGCACCGCCACCACCCGCAGGAAAUCAGACCCCGGCCCCGCCAACAUCAGGAUCAGGGCGGAGCCACAGCAGGAAGAGGAGGAGGAGGAGCCUAGCUCAGAGUCACGACAGGAAGUGGCAGUAGAACAAAACACGGAUUCUGAGGGGGCGCCGGAGAGCAGCGUGGAGCGGGGACAAGCAAGAGAGAGAGAGGGGGAUUGUGGGAAAUCCACAGGGGGCCUUGCCUCCCUGGUGGCUGACUACAGCGACUCCGACUCCAGCUCGGAGUCAGUGUAGUCGACCUCCGAGCUGGCUACUCUCUCGCUCUCUCUGCCUCGUCUCUCUCUCUGCCAAUAGGACGAGUAUUGACUAUACUGGACUCGGUGAAUAUUAGGGACAUGAAACUCCCUCAUUGAGACGCUGCUGGUGAUGAGGUGUCCGUUGGUUGGAGCGCCCCCUGGUGAGAGCGAGGGGGUGUACGGUCGGGUUUGAAUGACUGGGGGGAAAGGAAUACAUGUCGAUUGAGACGGUUUACUUAUGAGUACUAUGACAAACUGCCAUGUUUUGACACGCCAACACAUUACGCCUGUAUAUCUCUUAGCUGCUAUGUGUCAUAUCUGUGGGCCGAAUAUGAUUCACGAUUGGGUCAUUUAUUCAAUGAACAUUAUGUUGAUAAUUUCAAGCUAAUGUAUUAAAUAAAGUGUAAUAGUUUGUCACUGCA